CCUAAGAAAGGGGCGGAGACAAUUUUGUUGUCAUCGAAGAUGAUUGAACGGCGAUGACCGCAGAUUUUCACGCAUGAAAAGAAGGGAUUUACGUAUCAGAGGCUGUACCCCAAUGGGAAGUUUAUCGGCGAUAAGAAAAGAGAAAGGAGCCUUAUGAAGACCGGGGACGACGGAGCCCCCAGACCGGGCGAUGUGUCCUAAACAGAGCCAGCUGUGCCUCGGCACCGAGGGUCUCUGCCCACCGGCAUAUCCGUGACAGCUGACCUCCCAAAAAUGACCCGACUGGUGUGGACACUUGAGUGAUAAUUUCUCGGAGACUAAGCUGAUCACUUGGCAAUCAUGUCUGUCUCGACGGUAUUGGCAAAGGCGUUGUUUGACAACACGGCAGAAAGCCCAGAAGAGUUGGCUUUCCGAAAGGGCGACAUCCUCAUGGUUCUUGAACAGGAGCAGAGCGGCGGGCCCGGGUGGUGGCUCUGCUCGCUGCAUGGCAGACAGGGGAUCGCCCCCGCUAAUCGCCUUCGACUCCUUCAGACCGCCCCGCCCCCUGGCUCGGACCCCUGUCGUGGCUCCAGUGAAGACUCGGUCUACCUGUCGCCUGGUGCCCCGCUGGCUCGGACCGCGAAUGAUGCGGACGGAGUUUAUCGCUCCCCGCCAGCGGUGGGCGAGGGACGAGGAGCGGGGUCGAGACCAGGGGAGCUACGCAGAACUGAGGGCGGGCGGCCACGCUCGCACUCUAGCUCUGGCACCCGGCCCAGACCUGACUGGGAUAUCGGGGUGGUGGGGCGUCCACGCUCACCCUCUUUGAGGGGACGAGGAACAGACAUGACAGGAGCGGUUUAUCAGAGCCCAGUGAGUCCCGCGCCUGCAGCAGCUCAGCAUGCGAGGCAGCCAGGAGCUCACCUGGCUUCAGAGUCUGUGUAUCUUGCCCCCAGCGGAGUGCCGAGGACAGCCGAUGAAGCAGAGGACGCUACAUAUCUUGUUCCCAGAGAAACAAUAACCACGGGGGCCUCGGAUGACUGUUACUUGGUGCCCAAAGGCACGCCUCUUGCAGGCGAUGAUGUUUACCAAUCCCCAACAGGAGGCUCUGUGGCCAGUGCUUUUUGCUCUAAUGGACCAUUGAUAACCAAUGGAACUACAGCUACCCCCCAAUCAAAAGCGAACCAGGACACACCUGGGAUGUACCAAACACCCACUUCUGCGGGAGUGAGCCUUCCGAGGACACCAGCGACAAUUCUGGCUCACCACUACCCGCCUCAGAUAACCUCUGCCCAAGCGUCUCCUCGAGCCCUGCUCAAGGGAGCUUCGCCCACCCCUGCCGCUGCCAGGGGCAAGCCCGGCCUUCCCUCUCACCGGGGAUCCCCAUUGCUUAUCAGAGCUGGCCAGGUCAGGGCUCCUGGAUCGCCAAAUUUCGCCCGCAAACCACCUCCACCAGCACCUCCAGUAAGGAGCGUCACCAGGAAGGACACGCAACCAUCACAGCUGUCAGCUGACUCUAACUCUGUCCCCAAAUCUGCUGCUCAAGCAACUUCUGCAAGCCUGCAGCAAGAAGAGGGCAAACAGAGGGCAGCCCCCCAGGGAAAGGAGGAAAGGACGAGUAAUGGCGUGGAGAAAAGCAGCAGUGUGCAGAAUCAAAAGGGAGAGAAUCAGGAUUAUUCAGAUCCUGUUGACGAUCAGGUAUACGAUACACCUCCGAAGGGCAGGUGGCAGCAUCCAGUCCCCUCUGCACUUGGAGAAGAUGACAGCAUUUACGACACCCCCCGCAGUGUGCCACCGCAGGCCGACGCUGAGUCAGAGGUCUAUGAUGUCCCCACAAUCACUCUGACUAAGGCCACAGUAGAUGUUCAGCCUGACGAAGCUGAUGAUGAAGUCUACAGUGUCCCUACACUUCCGGGCGUCCCUCUGGCACCGGGAGAGUCGACCAGCAGCCUCUGUGGGGAGGAAGUUCCUCAGGUCGGACGGGUUUCUUGUGUUCCUGGAUCCGAGAAACGAGUCAGUGGUGGAGAUAAUAGCCGUGGUGACUCUGAGCCCGAUGGUGGGAUUUAUGACAUGCCAGCUCUGACUGUCGAAGUCCUUCCUCAUUCCUCAUCAUCUUCUUCCACCUCCACACGCCGCCUCUCUGUGUCUAGUAACGGCUCUGGUGACAUGCAGUGGCGAGCUUCGCUUUCCAGUCUGGUCCACUCUGUGCUCACCACAGUCUCCAACUCGCCCUCCACUCUGUCGUCACGGGACCUGGCUACCUCACUGGCGGAAAUCCUGUCCACCUGGAAAGCCAGUCAUUCAGGGGAUCCCCUGCCACCCCUUCAGCAGGCCUGGGCACGCUUAUCGGACCUGCUCCCAGCGUUGUCUGCCGUCGGUAGCGCUCCUCCAUCCGAAGGGCUCUUGUCGCUGGUCCAGCGCUCGCUUGAGGAAAGCACCCUCCUCUUACAGGCUCAGGGCCGGCCCCGUCUGCCUUCCCAAGAAUCUCUGUCACGUAGGCCGUUGCCUGCGCUCCCGGUGCCUGAUGGGAAGUCAUCUGGAGGAGGAAUGGGUUCCCGUAAAAGCAGCUGGAUCCAGGAGAGGCCUCUGCCUCCAACCCCUCAGCCUGCUUUCCCCUUGCCUCCUACUCCAGCCACGGUGAUGCUCACAGUGGGACCUGCUGAUGAAGAAGAUGAUCCCAGCAACGAGUAUGCUGGGAUCGGCUUGACUCCCAUCCCGGCUCCAGUUCCUACUGGAGACAGUGUUGGAUAUGUAAAGCUGCAGGGUAAACCUGAACCGCCUCCUGACGCCCGCACUGAGAACGGACAGACACAAACUAUCACCUCAGAGCCACGGUUGACCCCCUCCCCUCCUCUGCCAGUGUCCCUCUCCCUGGAGGACUCAGAGCUGCUCUCCUUCUACUCCUCUCAAAGCCUCGCCCACCUCUCCUGCCUGGCGGAUGCCGUCGAUGUGCUCUUCAGCAGCGUGAAGGGAAACCAACCUCCUCGAAUCUUCGUCGCCAGAGGAAAGAGCCUCAUUGUAACUGCGCACAAGCUGGUAUUCAUCGGGGACACGCUCUCCCGUCUUCUCACGUCUGCUGACCUCCGGGCCAAAAUCACUACCUCGGGGGGACGGCUCUGCCAAGCUUUGAAGGCAGUCGUGGUGGCAACAAAGGGUGCUGCACAGAACUAUCCAUCAGUAUCUGCCACCCAGGAGAUGGUGGACCGUGUCGCAGAGCUCUCCCAGCAGGCGGCCGGCUUCUCCACUCUGCUGCAGCGUCUGGCAGAAAUAUCUUCAUGAUGUUUCUUAGUGCUUACGUUAAAACAAACAACUUUGUCUACACUACACAUCUAUCUCCUCCUCUCUGAAAUGCCUUAUUUGUUGUUACACUCGUUCAUUACCCCUGUGCUUGAAUGGGAUGGAAGGAAGCGAAGCCGAAUCCUGCGGCGAGGCGUUUGUUCCUCGCCACAGCUGUUAUCCAGCUGUUUUCACCGUGUUGGGUGUGUCGUCUGAGCGCGUGCUGGUUUGCUUUUGUUUCUCCACUGACCUCUGUGCUUUGAUGCCAGGCAAAAAUAGUUUUUUAAGUGUUAAUUUAUUGAAGAUUUUGAAGCCCCUGUGUGGUUUAAGUGUCCGUGUGGACUUCCUAUUUUGGGAGCUUUGCUUUAAUGUGCUUGC
Molecule: messenger RNA, 3630 nt
Organism: Haplochromis burtoni (Burton's mouthbrooder)
Lineage: Eukaryota; Metazoa; Chordata; Actinopteri; Cichliformes; Cichlidae
Gene: efs
Product: embryonal Fyn-associated substrate
Exons: 8
Coding region: 340-3255 (971 amino acids)
Biological process (GO): cell surface receptor protein tyrosine kinase signaling pathway; cell migration
Cellular component (GO): cytoplasm; plasma membrane
Molecular function (GO): protein binding
Source: RefSeq, a predicted model, not a curated record